Messenger RNA from Lepus europaeus (European hare), 970 nucleotides. RefSeq names its product enoyl-CoA delta isomerase 1 (gene ECI1). Gene Ontology annotation, cellular component: mitochondrion. Gene Ontology annotation, biological process: fatty acid beta-oxidation. Bases 14 to 907 code for a protein of 297 amino acids. The transcript has 7 exons. Gene Ontology annotation, molecular function: enoyl-CoA hydratase activity. NCBI's taxonomy places the organism in Eukaryota, Metazoa, Chordata, Mammalia, Lagomorpha, Leporidae. The record is from RefSeq and is a predicted model, not a curated record.
CGGUCCGGCCAAGAUGGCGCUGGCGGCGGGGACGCGCGGCCCUGUGCGCGCCCUGCUCCUCGCGGGAGCCGGGCUGGGGCGCCGGGCGGCCGGCGGCGGCGGCGGGGACGGCGCGCGGCGCUUCUCGAGCCAGCGGGUGCUGGUGGAGCCGGACCCGGCCGCAGGGGUCGCCGUGAUGAGAUUCAAGAACCCCCCCGUGAACAGCCUCAGCCUGCAGUUCCUGACGGAGUUCGUCAUCAGCCUGGAGAAGCUGGAGAAUGACAAGGGCUUCCGGGGCGUCGUCCUCACCUCGGACUGCCCCAGCGUCUUCUCGGCUGGCCUGGACCUGACGGAGAUGUGCGGGAGGAACCCCGCCCACUACGCCGAGUACUGGAAGGCUGUGCAGGAGCUGUGGCUGCGGCUCUACCUGUCUAACCUGGUACUGGUCGCAGCCAUCAACGGAGCCUGCCCGGCCGGAGGCUGCCUGAUGGCCCUCACCUGCGACUACCGCGUCAUGGCGGACAACCCCAAGUACACCAUCGGGCUGAACGAGACGCAGCUGGGCAUCGUCGCCCCCUUCUGGUUCAAAGACACCCUCGUGAACACCGUCGGGCACCGGGUCGCAGAGCAGGCCCUGCAGCUGGGGCUGCUGUUCCCGCCGGCGGAGGCCCUCAGGGUGGGGCUGGUGGACCGCGUGGUGCCCGAGGACCAGGUGCAGAGCACGGCUCUCUCGGUGAUGGCCCAGUGGAUGGCCAUUCCAGAGCACGCGCGGCAGCUGACCAAGAGCCUGAUGCGCAAGGCCACGGCGGACCACCUGCUCCGGCAGCGCGACGCCGACGUGCAGAACUUCGUCAGCUUCGUGUCCCGAGACUCCAUCCAGAAGUCGCUGCACGCCUACUUGAAGAGGCUCAGACAGAAGAAGGGCUGAGCCGCCCUGGCCCCGAGCCGGCGCCCUGGCCCGAGGUUCUAAACAAGGUAGCUUUCGGUGUAA